UCGGUGACGAACGGGAAGAGGCGGAGUCUGCAGCUCGAACACGGAAGAGAAGAAGACGGCGGGUCGUGACCGAGCUCCGGGGACUCAUGGGCUCCACAGCAGUCGCUCCGUGCGCUGAAAGAUGCUCAUUACGCUGUGCUACAUCUACCUGUGGCUGCGCUUCCAGAGACACUACACGGCCGUGAUCCGCAGCGCGUUACACCGCCUCAGCGGCGGCCGGAGCAGCUUCACGUUCUGCGCGCUGAAGCCCGAGAGAGCCGAUCUGCCUGAGGACACGCUGUUCCUGAGGCUCGGAGACAGAGUCAUUUACAUCACCGAGCCGCAGGCGUGUGUUGACCUUAGUAAGUGGACACUGUUGGGCUCUUCGCUAAUUUGUGGUCGGCGGCUAGAAAGCAUCGCCUUCAUCAUAGAGGCCACAUCAAGACAGAAAGUUCCAGCAUCUCCAUACAGAACCAACGAGAAAGUGCUGAACUGGUCUGAUUACUGUCUGCCGUUGGCGCACAGUCCAGGACAGCCGUACCGGGCCGUCGCUGAAGCCAGCCUGGAGAAUUUCAGCCGCCUCGGUGUGGCUUUUAUGGAAGAUCGUCUGCACAUGGGCAAUGGGCUCAUACCUGAAAAGAUAGUUUCCGUGUUACUCAGAGAGACGGUGCUCGGAGAGCUGUUCGAACAGCAGCAGGACGCCAGGAGGAUCGAGACCGAGCCGACUGAGCCACGAGACUCUCCACAGCCUCCCAGAAAGAGCAGCCUUCAUCUGGAGCAGCAGCACAUGGACGGACACCACCUGCACCUCUCCAGCUGCCACGAGUGUCUGGAGCUGGAGAACAGCACCAUCCUGUCUGUGAAGUGCGCCUCCGCGGAGAACAUCCCAGAUCUGCCCGACGACGAGGAGGAGAGCGGGAGGAGGAACGCCAGCGGGAAGCCACCCAACCUGCUGGUGUUCACAGGCGGCUGCGAAGAGCAGUUCCAGAAGAUCCGCUCGCUCCUGGAGGAGUGUGUGGACACGGAGCGCUACGCCAUCUACCACCUGCGGCCGCAGCAGGCCCUGAGCGAGCCCUGGCUGGAGAACACGCUGCUGCUGGUGCUGGCCACUGAUGAGACGCUCACGCCACAGCUGCAGCUGCGCUUCCUGUCCUACCUGAGCCACGGCGGGAAGCUCCUGGGCCUGUCGUCCUCGCUGUGUCCCGCCGGACUCACGCUGCGGCCCAGAGAUGCGCAGAACGACCGCAUCUGCAGCCUGACCUUCAGCAGGUCGGACAGCACGGAGCUGCAGCUGAGCGUGUUGUCCAGCGGGAGUGUGUACGAGCGAGACGGAGCCGGCGGAGGAGAGGUGGAGCUCUGGGGCCAGAUCAGCGCGCAGGACGAGAGGGAGAUGGCCAUCGUGCGCGUGACUCACGGAGAGGACAGCGGAGAGGCCGUCCUGUGUCAGGUGCGUUUGGAGACGGCUCCGGAUGCUCAUGAUGCUCAAGGCUCCGCCGGCUUCUCAGAGCUGAAGAUGAGCAACGGCCGGCGCUACGAGGUUCUGACGGAGAUCCUGACGUCUCUGGGUCUGAGCUGUGAGCUGAGUCAGGUGCCUCCACACAGCCCCAUCUACCUGCUCAGCACAGACACGGAGCAGACGGGCAGCUUUCUGCGCUGGCUACAGGAGCAGGCGGGUGGUUCGGGUGGAGUUCUGCGGAGCGCAGCCGGAGUGCUGAAGGUGGUGUGGGCUGGAGACGAGCCUCCGGAUCUGUGUGAGGGUGAGCGAGUGUUACACACCGAGCCGCCCCAGAGUUUCUCUGAGCACUUCAGCCUGCAGACGUACAGACAGCACCUGCAGACGCAGCGGCUCGGACGGACCGUCCUGUACGCAGACGUCACCUCCAGCACCAUGAGCAUGCUAGACGGGCUGAUGUCGCAGUCGCCACAGGAAACGGGGUUAAUCGCCAUAGCAGCUCGUCAGACACAGGGCAAAGGCCGCGGGGGGAACGCCUGGCUGAGUCCGCUGGGAUGCGCCAUGUUCACGCUCCACCUGCAGCUUCCUGUGGACUCACGGCUCGGACAGAGGAUCCCCUUCCUGCAGCACCUCGCCGCCCUCGCCGUGGUGGAGUCUGUGCGCACGCUGCCCGGAUACGAGGUGCACACACACGUGAUUGUGUCUGCUCCACUGAAGUGUGUGUGAGAGUGUGUGUGGGAUGCAGAGGAAGUACUUUAAAUAAAUUUCAGGAGAAAUGUUGAACUGAGAAAUAGAGGUGUCGAAAUUAAUCGUUUCUAAGAUGCAUCGCGAUGCAGACGAGGACGAUUCGGUAUCGAUUCAGUAAUAGACCAUUAUAGCACAGCCGCGUCCGCACAGCUUUCUAAGUAUACUCAACCGCGCUCACGACACAUGCACAGUACCACAUACUUGACUUGCGCUCUCUCUCAACAUUCACCUCACGCAUACGCUGUUGUA
Molecule: messenger RNA, 2428 nt
Organism: Sinocyclocheilus grahami
Lineage: Eukaryota; Metazoa; Chordata; Actinopteri; Cypriniformes; Cyprinidae
Gene: hlcs
Product: holocarboxylase synthetase (biotin-(proprionyl-CoA-carboxylase (ATP-hydrolysing)) ligase)
Exons: 8
Coding region: 122-2158 (678 amino acids)
Biological process (GO): protein modification process
Cellular component (GO): cytoplasm
Molecular function (GO): biotin--[biotin carboxyl-carrier protein] ligase activity
Source: RefSeq, a predicted model, not a curated record